Quercus lobata is the source of this 1456-nucleotide messenger RNA. Its product is annotated as F-box/FBD/LRR-repeat protein At5g56420-like. The record is from RefSeq and is a predicted model, not a curated record. The transcript has 3 exons. NCBI's taxonomy places the organism in Eukaryota, Viridiplantae, Streptophyta, Magnoliopsida, Fagales, Fagaceae. The coding region runs from base 1 to 1371 and encodes 456 amino acids. Gene Ontology annotation, molecular function: protein binding.
AUGGAUGAAAGUGGUCUUACUCAACAACCCAAAAAGCAGAAGCUAAACGAUGAACGGGACGUUGUUGACAGGAACAUCAAAUACUUACAUAAUUUGCCGGAGGAGAUUCUUCGAUACAUCCUAUCCUUACUUCCAACAAAAGAUGCUAUUAGAACUAGCGUACUUUGCAAGAGGUGGGAAUACCUUUGGACCUCCAUUCCCAAUCUUGAUUUUAAAGGGUUGGAGCUGGCUAAGAGAAAGCAUUUCAUGAAUUUUGUGGAAAGAGUGCUUCUUCUUCGCGACUCGUCUGAUAUAAAAACAUUCACUCUCUCUUGUCAUGUGCUACGUGAUGCAUCUCAUGUAAGUGCGUGGAUCUCUGCUGCAGUAAGGCGUAAUGUUCAACGGCUGUAUAUUAGCCUUUGCAAUUUCAGAAAACCAUUUUCAUUGCCUCAUAGCUUGUUUACUUGUAUGACACUGACAGAGUUAGAACUUGAAAUGCCUUGUAUCCUCAAACUUCCUCCUACAAUUUGCUUCACAAAUCUCAAGACCUUAAAUUUUGGGUUUGUUACAUUUACGAAAGAGCACUCAACCGAGAAGCUUUUUUCUGGGCUGCCAGUCCUUGAGGAGUUGGAAUUAAAUAAUUGCUACUGGGUGAAUCUUAAGGUUGUGAGUAUUUCUGCUCCAAAGCUUCUUUCAAUUCGUAUAGUUGAAGAUAGGGAAAAUCAGAAUGAUGAAAAUGGUUGUCAGGUCAUGAUUUCUGGAGUUAGCCUCAAUUACUUUUGUUAUGUUGGUGAAUUCUACAAUGAAUUCCAUGUACACAACUCACCCUCACUUGGAGAGGCAUCAGUUCUUGCUAGUUGGUAUUAUGAGAGAAAAAAACAAAUUUCCCACCGCAUGUAUAUGCUUGUUACAGGGUUCUCUAGUGUAAAAGAACUAACACUUGUAUUCUGUGCUGUUGAGGUUUUAACAUAUGCAGUAGAAGUUGUAGAACUCCUACCUCAUUUGCCUAUCUUCAAUAAUUUGGAGUAUUUGGCAUUGGAAGAAUGGUCAGUUAAUCUCGACAGUGUAGCACUGUUGAAGAUAUUGCAAAAAUCUCCCCGUCUUAAGACAAUGGUAUUUAGUGAGGGGAUCAGCCUGUCCUCAGAUUAUGAAAGAAAUGAUAGAAUACUGGAUCCAGUGCCUCCAUGUUUCUUGUCACAGCUCAAUUGCAUCGAAGUCUAUGAUUAUGAGGGAGACGAGAAGGAGCUAUCUGCUGUAAAGAUUUUGCUCAAGAAUGCAGUGGUCUUGGAAGAAUUAGUCAUAUCUUGUUCACAGCAGAACCAGAAGAAGGUUCAUGAACAGUUAUUAAAGCUACCCAGAGGGUCAAAACAUUUUGAAUUGGUUUUUGAUUAGAACCUUUCUUGAGCUUUUACGUCCAGAGAAGCCACUAAUUCCUAUUUCAUUAUACUUCGAAUUUGAAGAACUGAUUUCCCUUUUU